UAUACCCGGCAGCUUUAAUUAUCACGGAGAUUAGAAUUCGAACAGUAUUCAGUGAUUAUCAAUUUUUAUUUUUAAAAUUAUUCUUUUUCUUAAUAAAAUAAAAAAUACGAAAACUCGAUGUUUCACGAUCUAAUAAUUAUGUGGAUCAGAAAAAUUAUUUUUUUAUUAUUUAUUUUCAAUACGUGUGGUGGUAAUCUGUUGUCGCAGAGCAUAUUCUCUCAACAUCGAACUUCUGUCGUUCAGAUUCAAGUGGUGGAACUGAUGAAAUUAUGUUUUUCUGAGAAAUUGAAUCCAGUAAUUGUAACUCAAAAUUUGAAUGAUAUAAUUAAUCAGAAAUCAUGGGAUCCUCUGAGUUCCAACACUAUAAUAAUUAAUGACGAUUUUAAUCCAAAAAUAAUUCAGGCAUUUUAUCCUGCUUACCCCACAUACGUCUUAUCAACUGAAUCACCAGAAAAACUUCGGAAAAUUUUGAACAAAUUGAAGGAUUUACCUGUCUGGAAUGUAAUUUCUUCUUUUUUUAUUAUUGAAUCAGAUGCUGCAGAAAACAAUUGCAAAGAUUCAUCUAAAAUGCUUCAAGUACUUUGGGAAGAUGAUUUGAUUAACUCAUACUAUGUGUGCCAGAAUAAUAGCAAAGUAUUUUUGUACACUUACAAUCCUUACACCAACCGAGCACCUGAGCCCUGGAGAAGAGUCAGAAAUGCCGAUAAUCCUGACAAAUACUGGACACUGUUUAGACAGUCGCUAUCUAUUGAUGAAGGAAUAUGUAGCAGUCUUCAAUUUGAUAAGACGAAAUCCCUCGAUGGAUAUCCAGUCAAAGCAGUGGCCUAUCCUAAUCGCAACCAAUCUAUGAGCCAGCAGAAAAAUAAGACACAACCAUUGAAAAGCAUAAAAGAUAAUGUAUCAAAUAUAAGUUAUUUAUUUUUUGAUAGUUUAUUCGGAGCGAUAAAUGCCACACCGAUAAUCAAUUUUGACGAGGUCGGUGAUUUAGUUAAUAAUACAGCUGUAGGAUGUUUGCAAGCAUUGAUUAACGGUACACACGAUAUCGCGUUAAAUUUACGUAAAAUAGAUGAAGAUUCUUACGAGAAUAUUGACACUAUUAGAUUAUAUUAUCAACAAGGUUUUAUCUUAUCUACGAGAAAUUAUCCAAUGCGUUUAACUAAGGCUUCAUUAGGUGAUUUGAUAUACAUAAGUAAUGAAGUUAUUGUUGCUUUAGUACUAGUACUCUCAGCUACAUUUAUCAUUACGGUGUUUAGUAUAGAUAGUGUCGGUUAUCGAAACUAUGUACGAGGUUUUCGGGAUAUUUUAAAAUUGAUAUUGGGUUUCGGAAUUGAGGCACCAUUAGAGAGGGCAUCAGCGCGUUUGAUAUUCUUAAUUGUUACUUUAGCCAUGUAUUCGAUAAUUCCAGAAUUACAGAGCCAAAUAUCCGCUAUUUUGUGUUAUUCGGUCGGAAAGUCUUAUAUAGAAAAUUUCAACGAUACCCGUCAAGUACAAAAUGCAUAUAAAGUCAUUUAUUAUCCUAAAGUUUUAUCAAAAGAUAUGGAAAAUUAUAUAUUAUCGCUAAAUAAAAGUAAAAAAUACAAUGAAUAUUGGUUUCAUGAAAUGACAGACAGUAACAAAUAUUGCAAUUAUUAUCUUGAAAAUGAUAGUCGUCAUGUUUGCGUUGAUACUGUUGAGAAUCAAUUGGAAGCUUUAAAUAGAGGAUAUGAAAAUAUGCGUGUUGUCCAAAAAACUGUUUAUGAUAAGUAUUAUUCGUACUGGACGCGACGGAAUUGGGCGCUUAAAAAUAGAAUCGAUGCCGUCGCUCUAAGAUUGCGGGAAUCUGGUAUCAUAAACUAUUGGGAUAAACGGGUAUUGUAUGACAAACUCAACAAACACAAAACAAUCAUAAAACCUUGGAGACUAGAGUAUAAUCAAUUGAAUUCUAAAUCCUUCUUUUUACUUUAUUGGUUGGUUUAUUACCUCUUGAUGGCUUCUCUGAUUGUUUUUAUUUUGGAAAUAAUAGUUUACAAGUGUCAACACGAAUAUCGAAGAAUGUUGAGACGGUGGGAAAGUACUCAACUCAUUAGGAAGCCUCCUGAAGUCGAUAUAGAAAUUCAAGAAAUUGAAUAAUAAUUUAUUACUUGUAUCGUUAUUAUCAAUUUUUUGCGUGGAUUUCAAAAGUUACCAAUUAAACAGAUUAAUCAAAGUUUUUGAAAUGGAACCGAUGUUAAAAAAUUUUAAAUACCUCUAUUUUGACACCGUCCUUGCUACAUCGUUAAUUAAAAAAACAAUAAUAAAAAAUUAUAUUAAUUAGAAUUGAAUUCUUGUCACCACAUGAAUAAAUUAAUUGCACCCACUAAUUAUUUGACUCAACACUCCAAAGUAAAAUCACCGCAGACAACAAUCUUUUCAC
Microplitis mediator is the source of this 2392-nucleotide messenger RNA. RefSeq lists its product as uncharacterized. Lineage: Eukaryota; Metazoa; Arthropoda; Insecta; Hymenoptera; Braconidae. The transcript has 3 exons. The record is from RefSeq and is a predicted model, not a curated record. Bases 118 to 2109 code for a protein of 663 amino acids.